Molecule: messenger RNA, 708 nt
Organism: Cooperia oncophora
Lineage: Eukaryota; Metazoa; Nematoda; Chromadorea; Rhabditida; Trichostrongylidae
Source: the annotation of a GenBank genome assembly
GAUUCAUGCUCUUCAAUUCUCAGCGACGCUCCCAACGAUGAUCAUCACCUCGGUCGACCAGGCACGAGCGGAUCGAAAUGGUGUGAUGAGCCACUCCAUGUGGAAAUAUCAAUGGACACAGAUGUUCAUGUACCGGAUUCUCCGAAAAUGGCAGACCUAUUUGAGGCGGUCACGAGCCCUGGGAUGAUGUUAAAUGAUGGUGUUCGAGCGAAGAUGGCGCUGCUGGCGCAGCAGAUCAUUGAUGCAUUACCGGAUCGCAUAAAGAAUGACGCUCAUCCACUUCUUGAUGUGGAGUCGAUGUCAGCUGAUGUCACUGCACAGUCAUCAUUUGCCUAUCCAGACAAUAACCCAUUCCUGUCCCAUCUUACCCAUGACUGUCCGGCUGACUGGGAGUUUCAGCAGUACUUCGCCAAUAACCAUUAUCAAUUUCCCACUGAAAAGCCUGCGAAGACGUCCUAUCAUCGUUUUCCAGACAAGCAUCUAGUCCAUCAUUUGAUCAUAAUCAUUUGUACCCCAACUCCAAAGUACGACUUCUUUUGUUUCUUUUCAGGUGCUAAUAGUUCGUACGGCUCGUCACGGGACAAUACAAUGGAGAGUACAAGUUUUGAUUUUGAUAAAGAUCUCGGUGAAUUUUUCAACAUGCGUGUCGAUGAGGAGGAAGAUCCUAUACGGCAACGUUUGGGUGGUCUGAAAUUGUCUGGUACGUGA